Molecule: messenger RNA, 2379 nt
Organism: Electrophorus electricus (electric eel)
Lineage: Eukaryota; Metazoa; Chordata; Actinopteri; Gymnotiformes; Gymnotidae
Gene: ctps1a
Product: CTP synthase 1a
Biological process (GO): pyrimidine nucleobase biosynthetic process; CTP biosynthetic process
Cellular component (GO): cytoplasm; cytoophidium
Molecular function (GO): CTP synthase activity; identical protein binding
Source: RefSeq, a predicted model, not a curated record
ACACGUGUAGGACACUUUGAAUGUUUUACUAGGACCGGUUAAACUUUCCCGGGUAUUUGUAUUCAGCUGGCUUUCCACGUUUUAGAAGCAAACUGUCUUUAAGAUCGUCUGUAACUGCGACAAAUAAAACUACACCAAAUCAAGUCAACGUGUCUUCAUUUACUCACAGCCAAUGAACGCUACAAUGAAGUAUAUUCUGGUCACGGGUGGUGUAAUCUCGGGGAUUGGUAAAGGUAUCAUCGCCAGCAGCGUCGGCACGAUACUAAAGUCCUGCGGUCUUCACGUCACAGCCAUUAAAAUUGACCCGUACAUCAACAUCGAUGCUGGCACCUUCUCCCCUUACGAACACGGUGAAGUUUUUGUGCUGGACGAUGGGGGAGAGGUGGAUUUGGACCUGGGGAACUAUGAGCGAUUCCUGGACAUUCGGUUGACCAGAGACAACAACCUCACCACCGGCAAGAUCUAUCAGUCAGUUAUUAACAAAGAGCGAAGAGGAGACUACCUGGGCAAAACUGUACAGGUGGUACCGCACAUAACUGAUGCCAUUCAGGACUGGGUGAUGAAGCAAGCCAAGGUACCAGUGGACGAUGAUGGCAUGGAACCUCAAGUGUGCGUCAUAGAGCUGGGCGGCACAGUCGGAGACAUAGAGAGCAUGCCUUUCAUCGAGGCCUUCCGCCAGUUCCAGUUCAAAGCCAAGAGGGAGAACUUCUGCAACAUCCACGUCAGUCUGGUUCCUCAGCCCAGUGCCACCGGUGAGCAGAAGACCAAACCAACACAGAACAGCGUGAGGGAGCUGAGAGGGCUCGGCAUAUCUCCAGACCUGAUCAUGUGCCGCUGCUCCACACCCCUCGAUAACUCGGUAAAGGAGAAGAUCUCCAUGUUUUGCCAUGUGCAACCCGAACAGGUGAUCUGCGUCCAUGAUGUCUCGUCCAUCUACAGAGUGCCCCUCCUGCUGGAGGACCAGGGUGUGGUGAAUUAUUUCUGCCGCCGGCUGGACCUGCCGAUCGAGAGCAGGCCCCGGAAGAUGCUGACCAAGUGGAAGGAGAUGUCCGAUAGGUCGGACAGAUUGCUGGAGCACUGCUCCAUCGCCCUGGUGGGGAAGUACACAAAGUUCUCAGACUCGUACGCAUCGGUCAUCAAGGCCCUGGAGCACUCGGCACUCGCCAUUAGCCAAAAGCUGGAGGUUAAGUAUAUCGACUCUGCGGACUUGGAGCCUGCUACCUUACAGGAGGAACCCGUGAAGUAUCAUGAAGCCUGGCAGAAGCUGUGCAGCGCAGAUGGUAUCCUGGUACCAGGAGGUUUUGGAGUAAGAGGGACGGAAGGCAAGAUGCACGCCAUCAGCUGGGCUCGAAAGCAGAAGAAGCCUUUCUUGGGUGUGUGUUUGGGAAUGCAGCUCGCAGUUUGUGAGUUUGCCAGGAAUGUUCUGGGCUGGGCAGAUGCCAACUCCACGGAGUUUGACCCAGAAUCAAAACACCCUGUGGUGAUUGACAUGCCUGAGCACAAUCCUGGACAAAUGGGCGGCACAAUGAGGCUGGGAAAGAGGCGUACCAUCUUUAAGACAAAAUCCAGCAUCUUGAGAAAACUUUAUGGGGAUGCAGACCAUGUGGAUGAAAGGCACAGACACCGUUUUGAAGUGAACCCAGAACUGAAGCAGCAUUUUGAGGAGAAAGGCUUCCACUUCGUGGGGCAGGAUAUGGAGGGAGAGAGGAUGGAGAUCAUAGAGCUGGAGGACCAUCCCUAUUUUGUGGGCGUGCAGUACCACCCGGAGUUCACAUCCAGACCGAUCAAGCCUUCCCCUCCCUACUUUGGCCUGCUGCUGGCUGCAGCGGGGAAGCUGCACAGCUACCUUCAGAAAGGAUGCCGCCUCUCGCCACGAGACACAUACAGUGACCACAGUGGCAGCAGUUCUCCAGACUCAGAGAUAGCAGAAUUCAAGCUACCCUCCCUUUCCCAGGACUGACCCCUGAACAGACUGCAGUGAAAGGCACUGAAGACUGUUUUAAUGCAUGCAGCCAACCACCCCCUGCCACUCCAAUGGUUGUUUAUCCACAAUGCGUCUGUUCAUUUUCAGUAACAAUAGUACUAAUACUGUUAACUAUGUGUUCAAUGGCAAUGAAUUACAAUAUUGAGCAGGUGGCUGGGUACUUUUUAAAAGGCUUUAAAAACAUUAGCCCAUGUAAGCUAUAUUGCACCAGAGCUCAACCUACACCUUAAAGCAGUUCCUUACAUGAAGUUAUUAUUCAAGCAGAAGAGCUUAAAGUAUUUAAGUUAUCAUUAUGAACUUUACAAGAUUCUUCUGGAGGUAAGAAUUACACAGCAAGUCAUUUUUAUUAAACUGAAAGCUCAAUGUUUAUUAUAUAAAUAAAGUGGUUAAAAGAC